ACUGUCUGAAAGCAGUGAAUCGUUGUUGCGAUGUUCUCGGCCGGUCUCUUCGUUUUCUGUUAACGGUUUGAAAAACCGCGAAAAUCUCCGACGUACUUCCAUCGUUCUAUUUCUUUUUUUACAAACCAUUAAAUAGUGAUCCUCGCGAUCGUUAAUUAAAUAUAGUUAGUUCGUUAGAUCUAAUGGUUGGUACCAUGAAAUUGCCUCUUGGUUCACAAUGUGUCAAAUUAUUGCUCUUUCUGUUCAAUCUGCUCUUCGUCAUAACGGGCAUAAUUUUAUUAUCGAUUGGCGUGGGGAUGCAUGGCAUCUACCAUAGCUACCAGCACUUCUUGGAUAGCAAAUUCUUAUCAGUGCCGUCGCUGCUCAUCGCAAUCGGAGCCAUUAUUUUCUUCAUCGCAUUUUUCGGAUGCUGCGGCGCUGCUCGUGAAAAUUAUUGCAUGAUCGUGACGUUUACCUCUUUGCUGGUCAUCGUUUUCAUUUUGGAACUUGCAGGUGGUAUUUCUGGAUAUGUUUUGAGGGCCAGGGCGUCCUCUAUCAUUGAAGGCAAAAUGGAGCAGACUAUGAAGGAAUACCAGACUACCGAAGGCAUAACAGAGAUUUGGGACAACCUGCAACGCAAAUUCGACUGUUGCGGUACUAAAAAUGCGACCGAUUGGAGCGACAUUUUGAAUCCCUCAUCUAAUUCAACCGUGAAAAACCUUCCCAUUUCGUGUUGCGACUUCAAAAUGGGAACCGUAGGAUCGGUAAAUUGCACCCUUACCACACCGACUCUGCACCAGAAGGGUUGUUACAAGAGUUUCCUGGCUUACAUCGCGGCUCAUGCCAUGCAACUCGGCGGCGUUGGCAUUGGUAUUGCCAUUGUUCAGUUAACAGGUAUUAUGAUAAUAUCUGUUGGAACAACAAUUUAUGCAGUUAAUGACGACUUCUCGAAGUUUCUUGAUCCAAAAUACAUAUCUCCAGCAACUCUUUUGAUCAUAGUAGGCAUCCUUGUGUUUGUAAUCGCAUUUCUAGGAUGUUUUGGAGCUCUUAAAGAAAGUACUUGCAUGGUUCUUAUAUUUGCAGUAUCGCUCUCUGUAGUUCUCGUACUGGAAUUAGCUGCUGCAAUUACAGCUUAUGCUCUUCAGGAUGACAUAAAAAGUGUCUUAGCUGAAAAUAUUAAUGCUACUAUGCACGAAUAUUCAACGGAUAAAGAUGCUAAAAAAGCUAUUGACUUUUUACAGUCAAGGCUUUAUUGUUGCGGAUACAAUGACUAUCACGAUUGGGAUGAAAUUAUGAAAGAGACAGGAGAUCGUUUACCAGAAUCUUGUCGUCCUCACGGAAUAUUUAGUGACAACAUACCAUGUGAUUAUGUUACUGGCGAUGGAUGUAAUGUCUACGGAAUAGGAUGUGUUAGAAACCUUUCGGUUCUCAUUCACAGAAGUGUACUUUACAUUGGUACUGGUGCUGUGGCCAUCGCUCUUAUUCAGUUCACUGGAAUAAUGUUUGCUUGCAUAUUAGGUAAAGCAAUUAGGAAACAGAAAACUGAAAGAGAGCGUCGUAGAUGGGAACUUCGAGAAAGCUUGGUUAAUGGCUAUGAACCAUUGGGGAAAUCAGAUCCUUUAACAACUUUUCCUGUCGUUUAUAUGUACCCUGAACCUACAAAAAAUGCCGCCUAGUAUUUUUCUCUUCUCUUUAUAGAUUUUUCAUUGAAUACUUUUUUAUUUAAUCAUUUGUCAUAAACCUCCUAUUAUGCCGUAUAUUUAAAUUCCGAAAGUAUAUUAGCAUUAUCCUGUACUUUCUAAGCUCUUCAUUUAUUCAAAAGGUAAACGUUAAAAAAUCGUUUCUUUACAUUCAAGUUUGAAUAGUAUAAAUUUCAAUUGCUAAUAUGUUAUACAAUUAAAAACUAGAUAAAUCGGAUAACAGAAUAAAAGUUAUUCUUAAACCAAAUUGCAUGCUAAAGUAAAUCAUUUUAUAAAGAAA
Molecule: messenger RNA, 1959 nt
Organism: Megalopta genalis
Lineage: Eukaryota; Metazoa; Arthropoda; Insecta; Hymenoptera; Halictidae
Cellular component (GO): plasma membrane
Source: RefSeq, a predicted model, not a curated record